This is a messenger RNA of Galleria mellonella (greater wax moth), 10260 nucleotides long. RefSeq lists its product as uncharacterized. The transcript has 23 exons. Gene Ontology annotation, biological process: positive regulation of voltage-gated calcium channel activity; positive regulation of protein localization to plasma membrane; skeletal muscle contraction. Gene Ontology annotation, molecular function: protein binding. Gene Ontology annotation, cellular component: extrinsic component of cytoplasmic side of plasma membrane. The record is from RefSeq and is a predicted model, not a curated record. The coding region runs from base 978 to 4274 and encodes 1098 amino acids. Lineage: Eukaryota; Metazoa; Arthropoda; Insecta; Lepidoptera; Pyralidae.
CAGUCCUACGUCUACCCGCGCGGUCGCCGCCCGCCGCGUAAGCCACGCGCUACCUCGCGCGAUACCUUAAUGGACUACGAUCGACAUAACGAACACAUCAACUUAUCACAUAUAACCCUAAAACAACCUAACCCCUACGACAAUUAGCGAACGAAUCGUGCGAGUUUUUGAAAUGUACGUUGGAAACAUUCUUCAGAACUUUUCACGACUUUCAGAGACUGGUGACACAAUCCGCUAGUUUUCUUUUUUAGUGAAACCCCGCAAGCACAUAUCUCUUCUUCACACAUCAUGCUUCACAUGAGUGAUUUAAACCGAAAUCUAUUUAUACACAAAAAACGACUGAAACUUUCUGAUAGCAGCCUUUAAAAAGUUUACACCCAAUUUAUAAAACAAUUUACACAGUUUUACAAAUGAUUUCGAACUUUACUUUUUACCCUUCAGAGCAACCUUUAGAACUUAAGCAAUUUUGACCAAAGACAUUAAGUAUAUGUAUAAUAGUGUGAUCUAUAAACUAGAACUUAGCCAGUGUGUUUUUAGCUCAAGUGUUUGAAAGACAUAAAUGUGCUAUAGUUAAUUAGUUUAAUAUAAUAUUGCAGUCUUAGUGUGUGUUAGUGUAAAUCGGUUAUUUUAUUCCAUCAUUAAUCUACUGGUUCAAGAUGUAUACAGAAUUACGGCUGAUGUUACAAGAAGAAGUCUCCUCCCUACCUCCUACAUAUAGCUCAAAAAUCCUCCCAUAAAACAUUCCUUAUUCAUUCUUUGACUUAAUUUAAUUGAACAGCAGGUACAUCUAUAUAAAAACAUUCCACACUAACUAUUGUCGUAAGCUUUCAACUUAUGACAAUUUUUUUUAAGAAUUUCUUCAGAUAGUCAAAUUCUGAAGGGAACUGAGCAUCUAGACAUUGUAGUGGUAAGGUCAGUAACGCGCGUAAACCUCUUCGGAGGGCGCAAGGGGCCGGCGCGAUGCGGUCUCACCAGGGAUGUACGUAAUAUAUCCUGCGGAUGACGUAGUUUCCCUGACAUACGGCACACAAUCGCUGCCUCGGCCCCGGCAGCGGCCUACACUUGACGUUCUCAUCGGACCACUGCCAUCCGCGCCGACCAGCGCAUUACCCCUGUCCCCGACCCCCGCCCCGCCCCGCGCUGCAUCCGUCCCCAAAACGGCGCCCCCGGAGCCAGCGGAGCGCGCGCCGGCCUCGCCGACGCCGUCUAUCGAGCGGCCGGCAAAGCUGCGCGAGCGCACCAAGGCGAAGCUGUUCAAAAAACUUGGUCGCCAUGAGGACAAUGAAUUUGGAAAAAUAGUUAGAACCCCAGCACCCGAUGAAUUCGAAUUGCCCGCUCCCCUGCCUACACCGGCAUUUUCGCGAAAAAAUAUUUUUGAUCGCGACUUUGAUGCAUUAUUCGAAGUCGCUAGUUCCCCACAGUUCACGGCAAAAAUUCGCGUAACGACUCCGGAACCAGAUCAUAGAUCAGAUGUAUCGGCGGCGCAUUUUACCUCUCCAGAAAAUUACUCACUUAGUUUACUCCCACCUCGGCCUUAUUCUGAACCAGUGCCUAGUAAUAACUCUCCCACCACCUCUACCCGCACCUCUACGAAUUCGACAACAACGGGACAUCGCUCAUCUCUUGAAGGGUCCAACUCCAAAUCUAAGAAAGUCAGUUUUUUUCGAAAACUGAGUCGCUCUAGAGAAAGAGAGGCGUCUCCGCCUCGUAACCGCGACCGCAUCAUGCAGCAGCCGUCAAUAGAGAUGGCUCUUAGAGAAUUAACACAUCCAAACCAUAACGAACAACUUAAAAACCAGCAACAAGUCACAUUCAAGUUGGUUAAAACAGUGUCCGACUUCACGACACAAUUGUCGCAGCUUUACGAGCGACACUCUUCUGAGCUGCAAAUACUUGUCGCCAACUUCCGCAAACGUAACAGCGAACUCAGAAAAGAAAGAGCAUCUUGCCCGUCAUCGUUGUUCCAUACAUGGGAAACACUCCUCCAGGAAGUGGAAGCUGAUGUAGUGGGGUAUAACAAUGCAGCAACUUCUCUCGAAAGGCUGGUAGCCACUCCACUCAUUGACCGGACAUUUCAUAUGAAGGUCCAAGCACGGAAAUUGUUCGCUCAUAGAGAAGGUUGCGAAGUAAUAUUAGGAAAAGCUGAUGAUCAACUGACCAAGACACGGCAAGAAUACAGGGCGGCAUUCCUGAACUACUGCAACAAUCCGAACCCAGCUGCUCUCGCUAUUUACUACGACUCCCAUAACACCUACGUUCAACAGCUGACGGCUACAAAUGCUAUGCUGGACCAGUACCAUAAACAUACACUGCCAACUAUUUUACAGGAAUUAGAAGAAAUUUUAACGGAUGUGACAACAGCUGUCAGCGAUGCCAUUUGCCAGGAAGGCGAGAUUAUUACAGAAAAGUCAAAUACGCAAAUGCGCCGCUAUGAGUCGCUUUGUGCUCAGGCUCGGGCAGUGUCCAGCACUGCGGACUUAGCUCAUCUAGCCCGAACCCUGCUCACUAAUCAGCCACCAAUGAGACCGCCAAGAAGACAAUUCUUGCCACCGUACCCACCGGAGCCUGAAGAUCCGCCGCUCGAUGUGCCUGCGGAAAGCAUGCCUCCAGUUCUACGUGGAGAAAUCUUGCUUGAUCGGAUGGGUGCUCAGGCACGACUCAACUAUGAGCAAUUGAGGAAAGACGCACAAGAUCUCGAUAUUCAAAUAAAACAGUUACAGGACAGUCUCGACUCCUUGGCCCGACUCCAAAACCGAAGUCUUGAGAGCAAUAUGUACAACAAGGUGAACGAAAUACAGGAGGAGAUAUCCAUAAAGAAGUACGACUACAGAGCGACGCAGCUACAUUUAGCAGCUGUUAGAGCUCAGAGAGAACUUUUCGCAACAAAGGCGGACAGCGGUACCGCAGCGGUAGAUAGAAAGCUGUCCUCUUCAUCAGCUGGCAGUAUGAAGAAUAAAUGGUUGAAGGCCUUCAGAAGUCUGAAGCCCCCGAGCGCACCACCACCUCACUCAGCACCACCUGACAAAAAAAAUCAAAUGUACCACGCGGUGUCGACGGUAAUGGCGAUGAGGAGAAAUGGUGCUGCACGAGACGCAAUGCGUACCGGCGGUGAUUCUGAAGCACAUAACUUUCAGGAGUACACAUAUAAAAAGAUUACCCCUUGUGAUGUGUGCUCGCAAGUUCUCAGAGGACACACGCGUCAAGGUUUAAGAUGCCGUCUGUGUAAGAUGAACGUGCAUACAGACUGUAUGCCUCAAGUAGGAAAGUGUCAGACAAAAUCUCGACUACUUCGCCGACAGAAGAGCACCUCGGAAAUCGAAGCACAUAGAGUCCAAGAAACCGCAUUUGAUGAAGAAAAGGAGGAAGUGGAUCAGACCUACCAAGUUCUGAAGCGAGCCAACGAAAUCGCGAAGCCGGGUGGCGGGGAAUCGCGCGGGGGCCCCGUAGUGCGGGUGUCAGCACCGGAGGAGACGCCACCCGCGCGCUCGCCGGCGCGCCCAUCUGGCGGGCUCACUGUCGCGCCGCAGCCCGUCUCCUCUAGCUCAGCGCCGCAUUCGCCGAGACGCCAAAAGUUGAACCUUAGAAUGAAGAGCCUGUCCUUGGAUUCACCGGAAUGUGGGGAGCUGAGAAGGCGUCCUACUCGAGACCAACCGCCCUCGCAGGGCAGCCGAGUCCUAUGUAAAUGCAGAACACAUUGCAUGAGAUAUGGCUUUAAUAGAAUCAAUAACCACACAGUUCCUAAAUACAUAGUUUCAUCGCCGUCUUCACCGGUACACAGCAGGAGACUUUUGAGCACCCGAGGAGGUCGCAUGAACAGCGUGGAACUCCCUGAUGAACCUGACAAGAGCCUAUCAUCCAAUAGUGCCAGCCCGUGCCCUUCGCCGGUUAAUAAAUCUAACAAACACCAACGGUUGCUACCAACUAAUCUCUACGUGAUCUUAUAUAACUUCAAGUCUCGUCAUGCUGAUGAAUUGGACCUAAAAGCUGGAUACAAGGUGACAGUGAUCGAUACUUCAGACCCUGACUGGUGGAAGGGCAAAUGUUUAGGCAAGAUUGGUUACUUCCCUUCCAAAUAUUGUACCAAACUGCAGGCUGGCGAACGUCCGUUACAAGUUACACAUAAUUUACAAGUAUCCGAUGGUGACAAUGGGUUGAUGCUUCUUCGUGAUCAAAUCGUUAUUCAGGUUGGCGAUGAGGUAGACGGCAUGGUGAUGAUUCGGUCAGGUGAUAACCGCCAGGGUGUAUGUCCAAUUAAGUUCCUGCAGGAGGUGUGACGCUUUAAACUUCCUAACUUCGAUAUUGUGAAGAAACGCGGGUCAUUAUCAGAAGAGAGCAGACGGCUAUAUAAACCAAAAUCAACACGUAGCGCUCCGGUCACGCCUUGCGAAAGUGAGAUAUCUACUUUUUCUGAUAAAGCAUGGUCAAAAGGAUACGAACCAACUGAUAAAGGUUAUGAAGAACCACCAGAAGGGUUGUGGUGGUGGAGAAGACCUCUAGGUGUCCGACGUACGCAAUGCAGGAGAUGCGGGGCCUCAUCGUCAACAAGGCCUCUAAGGAUGAUGCCAUGCGCAGGAGUGGCUCAAGAAGAAUACGAGAACGCGUCUCGGCCACUGAUGUCUUGCGAUCGCCCUCUGUUAUUCGUCAGGCAAUUUUUUUUAUAAAUUUAUUUUCAAGCUUCAAGAAUUUAUUAUGGAUAAUCAAUAUUAUUAAUUUAGAUGUCAAUAUUUUGUAUCCCUUUUGAAUAUCGAAUUUUGAAGUUCAGCGGCCUACGUUUUAUAUAGCCUUUUAAGAUUUCUUGAAUUAAAUGUAUCCUAUUGUUAUACAAAAUUAUAUUAUAUUUAUUAUUAUAUAUAAGUCCAAAAGUAUAUAAUACAUAAAAACUUCGCGACAUAUCAUUUUUAAUAUAUUUGUUAAUUUAAUGGUAACAUAACUUUAUUAAGGGUAAUAAUUUUUAUUGCAAUCUAUGUUGCUUAUUAUAAUACAGCAGUUAUAUUUAAAUUCUACAGUUAUUGAAAUGUCAUCCAGGUAUAGAUAGGGUACCUUAUCUAUUUAUAAGUUAUGUAAACAUAUUAAUUUAUAUUAUGAUAUAUCUGAAUUAAUACGUUAAUAUAACUAUUGAAAAUCAAAUACAGAUAUACAUAUAACAUACGUAUACAUCAUACACGUCUCCCAAUUAAAUAAAAAUAUUGUUUUUAUCAGUUUAUUUACAGUAUAAUACCUAAUGAUAUUUCAAAUAUUAAUAUUCCAAUAACAAUAAGUUAACCUAUCUACCUAUAAAUAAUAUGGCUAUAUGAUAAUAAAUGUGCCGAAAUAUAAAUAUAUUCGAUUUUCUAAUAAUUGUUUCUUACAUUAAUUUGUAAUAAAUUAGUUUCCUUUGUUUCUUUACUUUCGAUAUCUAAAGAAUGAACACAGUAUAUAAAGUAAUACCGUGCCAUUUUUAAGUAGAUUUAGUAACCAUCCAAAUAUAAAUUUAGACGCGUAUAUUAAAUAAGUCUAAUUUAUUAAUACAAUUUAAAUUUAGUAUUUCACAUGUUUAGUUUUCAUUGUGUAUCAGAUUUAAACAUUCGUCAUAAAAAUUCACCAUAAUUAAAUUUGAUAAAUUUAUUUCAUUUAUAAGGUACUUAUUUCAAAUUUAGAUUUCUCUAUGAUAUAAUAAACCUAUUUAUAUACUUAGUAAGUACCAAGUUACAUUCCUAAAUUAAUAUACCUACCCGUAUUUAAGUUAAUACAUUAAACCGUCCCCUUGGAGUUUUAAGUACUAUAUUACGAGAAUAUUGCAAUGAAGUUAUAAUUAAAUAUUAUAUUAUUAAUAUAUCUAUAUUAUUAUGGUAUCUAUACAAGAGUAAUUAGAGAAAAAUCAAAUUUUGGUAUAAUAACACCACUGCACAUUUAACGUGGAGGUAUAAAUGGGUGUGAGUGUGUAUUCCCAACAAUAGCAUAAUCAGUGAGAAUAUAAUUAUAAUCUGUUUCGAUAAAAUUUAAUGAAAAUGUAAACAAAGGAAUUACUCGUAUUAAUUCGAAUAUAUGACAGUCGGCUGAUGUCCAGGAAAAAAAAUUAAUUGAUUGGAUGUUUCAGUUGUUCAUCAAAGCGGAAUGUUUUUGCGAUAAAAUCAUCAAAAUUUGCUUACAUUUUCAAUAAAAUAUAUUGAGAAACUGUAGCAAUACACACCUAGUACAAUAAUGGCACAACUAUAAUUUUAUAACUUAACAAAAAUAUUUUAAGCAGAUACUUGGUUUGGUUUUUGGGUCAUUAGUACUACAACUCAACUAUGGUGUUUAAAAUUUUUACGGGAUAGAUAGGGAAAAGUUCAUUAUGAUUUUAUGAACUACAAGUCUUUUUGGCUUACUAUAUACUUAAAAAAAAAAAAAAAACAAUUUUCAAUUAAAGAAGAAUUACAAGGCUUGCAAAUUUAGAACAAGCUACAAUGACAUUUAACCAGUACUCCUCCCUAUCUUUCUCUCUUAUUAGCUUAUCCAUUUUCAAUUUACAGUUUGUUUGGUUUAAAAUGUUUUAUUAACAUUUCAUAUCUAUAUUUAAAAUGUGAUGUUUUGCAAAUGUGUCAUUAUUUUAUGAGGUGCGUUUUAUUACUUCUUAUGACGACGAAUGCUUUAUUACUAGAUAUAUACCUACCUACCUAACAUAAUAAUUCAUAGAAUUUGUUGUAAGGUAGAUAGGUAUGCUUUACAAUAUGAAACUAUAGUUACAUAAAAAAUUGUUAAGUUGAAUGAAUUCUGUCCCAUAAGUGAAUUCUUAGUAGUAAAUGGGUUAUUUAGUAAGGAUAGCGUGAUGUAGAUGUCUAAAAUAUUUGAUUAUAAUCUCAUAUCGAUCAUACAUAAAUAGUAAAUAUAAAAAUAUUUAAAACCCCGAUAAAUUUAUUUCAGCUAUUAAUAUGUUUCGUUACCUUUUUCAACAUAAAAUUUUAGCUUAAAAAUAAAAAAAAAUGAUUAGAUGCAUUAAUAUGAAACUAAUAUAUUUCUUUAUUUAAAAGAAAAUAUUUACAAAAUUACACUAUUUAAUUAUUGAUUACUCUACUGCUAGCGCAGUAUACGAUGCGACGAUACGUAAAUAACUAUUUAGUCAUAUUUAGUCUAAGGUUACAUCCAAAAACUGAGACGACCAAGAUCAUGUAAAUGUUGUCACUCUACAUUAAAAAUUCUUUAAUCUAAUGUAGAUUUUGCUUAUCGUUUUUUUUUUCUUGAACUCGUAAAUGUAAGUAAGAACACCUACAUAUAAGAAGUAUAUAGAUAUAUUUAUAUCUUUGUAAAAAUUAUAUUGAUUUUUCGAAAAUUUAUUAAUAGUUUAUAUUUUAAUAUCAUGAGUUCUACAUAUAGUCAUGUGAAAUUAUCUCUAAUAUAUAUUAAAACAAUAUAUUCCUGUAUAAAAAGUACUUUAGACAUCUACAAAUGAAUGCAAAGUGUAUGAUUAGUUUAGCUACAGGAAGGACAUUAGAUAUAUGUAUUCUACUAGUAAAAAAAUAUUUUAUGAAAGCACAGCUUAUUCGUUAAUUAUAAAGACAUAAUUUUAAUAGAUUAAAAUUAAUAUCAGCCACGUUAUUACGUGGUAAUAAGGUUAGGUACUGAGUAGGUAUUGUGCCCGUUCAUACAGACCGCCUAGGAGAGCCUAGGAAAAGAGAGCAGAUUAUAAUCGCAUUUAAAAUAGAGUUUAAAGAUUAUCGAAGUAAAAUAUUUUGUCACAUCUCACUCCUUUUGUUAGAUGUAUACUAAAUUUUGCAUUUGAAAAACAAUUGUUCAAACAGAUUUUCUUCUAUAUGAAAAUGCACGAGAGCUCUAUUUUGAACUCGAUAAAAAUCUACUUUCGUCUCAAAGCUAAUCUGUGUGAACGGAUACUAACCCCCUUAUUCAUAAACACACCGAACGUCACAUAGACCUAUUUUAACUAUUGAAAUGUUUUUUCUUUUUCUUUUGCUUGAAUUGCCAGUUUGAUGGACAGUGACAAAAUAGUCUAACAAUUAAAAUAGGUUUGUAGGAGUUUUUAUAUUUUUAUGAAUAAGGGGAUAAGUGUCUAAAAGUGGCUACGUUCACUGACAAUUAAUAGUUAAACAAAUUAAUUUAUUUCUAUUGAAUACAGGUUUUUUAACUAAUGUUAUGUAUUUAUUGGUCAUGGUUCACGUUAAGUGUAAUCUCAUUUGUACCGUUCCAAAUUCAUAUACAGGGUAAAAUCAAAUCAUUAUUAUUAAUUUUCCCAAAGGAACAUGGGUCUAUUGGCUGCGCCUAGCUAUUAAAUUAGUAUGAUGCCGUUACUUAUGACCUACCUUUUUUAAUUUAUAACUCACAAAAUUCUGACCUAUCUUAAUAUAUUCUAGAGCCAUGGGUAGAUUUUUUUAAUUUUACCUAUUAUAUUGCUGGCAACUUUGUUUUUAUCCUAUAUAAUAUAAGAACGUUAUCAAUACAAAUACCUAACAAGUGUCACAUUGUUUUUACAAAAUUUAAAAUUGAAAAAAAUAUUAUUUAUUAUCUAUUCUUAGACACUUUAUGGUACAAGUGACUUUAUACUUAAUAAAAUUUAUUUCUUUUGCCGAUUUUAACUAUUAUCUAUCUUAUAUAUUUAUAAAUACCUGCAGAUUAAUACGAAAAGAAUCCAUAUGUACGAACUAUGCUGGAUAUAAGGAGGUGCUAUGUAGCCUGAUCAAGAAACUAGAUACGCCUAUUUAAUUUUGUAUCUUGAUAAUAAAAAGACUCGUUUGUUAACGCAACUCUUAAACCUUUAAUCUUGAAAAACCUUUUUUAUAGUUUGAAUAAGUAUUAUAAUGAGGAAGAAUUUCUCAAAAUUCUCAAAAGAAUAGGAAACAUCAGAUAUAUCGAAAUGAAAUUAUAAUAAAGCAGUGGUUGGUUGUUAUUGACUUAUUAUUUAUCUGAAAAUUUUAUAUACAAUCAUUAUUUUCUUGGUCAGACUACCUUAUAUGUUUGUAUAGAUAUUUGAUUGCAAUUUUACUUUAAGAUAUAUUGUUAUAUAUAUUUUGCGUCAAAAUAGAGAAUAUUGAAAAUAAAUUGUAAUACCUAUUCGAUUAACAUUGAUACAGAAUAUAAAUCUUAUUAUGUUUAGAUACAUUUUGUACCAAAAUUAAAAGAACAACAAUAAUUCUAGUUUUUUCCCCUGUCCACGGUGCAUAGAAAGGGUUUUAUACAAAAUAAAUUUCCCACACCGUAGUCGGGUAAAAAAAUAUUUGUCUUAUUUAUUUAUAUUUAAUGUAAAGGCUAAAUAAAUAAGGUAUAAAUUUAACCAAAUGUUGACCUACGUGUUAAUGUGAUAGAUAUAGAAUAACCUGCUAAACAAUUCCCAAGUGAGAUGUUUUUAUUGUAUCGAAAUGGAUAUUUUAUUAUAGAAAGUAAUAUUAUAUAAAGUGAUAAAAAUAUAUUAUUGAAUUUACAUAAAUGACACCUAUAGAUGUUUAACUUCAGACUUUGAAAUUUAUGACACUGUGUUUUUAAUUAAAAAAAAAUCUGAUGAGAAUAAUUUGCGCCCGAAAUUUAAAACUGAAAAACUUUGAAAACAAAUGUACUGUUUGUUAUGAUACGUUUUCAAAGUAACUAAAACAUAUCUCCUCAAAUAUAUGUAAGCCGCUUGUAUGGGAGAACAGAUACCUCUAUUCUGCAGUAAACAUUUAUUUAUAGACAGCAUUUCGGAGACUACUAGUUCCUAAUCUCACUAAAAUACAUUGUCGAAAUAUAAAUAAUAGCUUUAUAAUAAUUUAUGUCCUUUAUAAUAGGGGAAAAUGGGGAAACACAAAUACCUAAAAAAAAACUGAAUUAAACACAAGAAAUAUUAUAUAGAUCUUCCUUCUGUCUCCUAAAUAAGAUUUUAUUUCUUACAACUCUGUAUUGUUUAUAAAUUAAUGUUUACUAAUGAACGGUCGCUAUAAUUCUAUACAACCUACAUAUUCUAAGUACCUUAGUACAGUGAUAUAAUUUCAGUACACUCUCCACUAUCUAGGUGCUGCAAAAAUCAUAGUGGUAGUAACAGCACAGUGUGUCAAUUUAGCUAAAUCUGAACAAAAGCCACAAUUAAAUGUUAAUCAUGAACACGAAUUAUUCAAUGAGCUACCAAUUAAAAAGUACACCAAAUAUUAGAUAUAGCAAAGACGUAUAAUGACUUAUUGCCAUUUAUAGGUAAGUAUUCGUGAAGAGAAUGCUCGUUUAGAAAAAAAAUGUAUUGUCGCUUAUUUUUUGUUAAUGAUGCGUUAAUUUAUUUUCAAUGUUUAAAAAUGUUGUGUUAGAAUAAAAUAAAUUGUGUCAUUAUUU